This is a messenger RNA of Dendroctonus ponderosae (mountain pine beetle), 2210 nucleotides long. Its product is annotated as insulin-like growth factor-binding protein complex acid labile subunit. The transcript is spliced from 4 exons. The coding region runs from base 333 to 2168 and encodes 611 amino acids. NCBI's taxonomy places the organism in Eukaryota, Metazoa, Arthropoda, Insecta, Coleoptera, Curculionidae. Gene Ontology annotation, molecular function: protein binding. Gene Ontology annotation, cellular component: plasma membrane. The record is from RefSeq and is a predicted model, not a curated record.
ACUAUCCGGCAGCAAGUGCAUUGUGAAUUCUGCGGUUAUUUCAAAUUCUGCCCGCAGUCUAUUAAAAUAUUAAACGCAAUAAUUUCACGUUUUGGUAAGCUUGCCACUGUCUCCUUGUAUAACAUGUUCGAGUGUAAGCUUUUCUAAAAGUACGCAGUUUUUUCGACAUUUGCGAACUCGCGUUUACUUUUACAGUGACUGGUUUUGUUUCGCGAUAUUAAUGCGGUUUCUUUUGAUAUACGAAACUUUGUGACAAAUGGAGCAAAACCCCCAUUACAAAACCAAGAUCAUGGACAGAUAAUAAUGCCAAAUAGUUCAAACAAUCUAGAAGAAUGUGUUGCAAAUUUGGCUCCUUAACGCUGCUGCUUUCCUGUUUGGCCCUUCUACAAAAACCGCCGUUAACCUGGUCAUUGGACUGCGAAAAAAUCUUCACUUACUACGAAGAAUACGGCCAGAAUUCGUUCAACGUUACCUGCAAUGGAAUCACCAAAGGCUACGAGCAUAUUCUCGAAAACAUCACCAUCAACAACGAAAUUUCCUUAACCGUGAGCAAUUCGGUGCUAGAUGGAAUUAGCUCGAAUAUUUUCAAAAACGUGCGCAAUAUUAAGAUUUUGAACCUCUUCAACUCCACUGUGGUGUUUGAUGGAAAAUUGGCAAUUUUCGAGAAGCUCGAGAAGCUGGAGACGCUGAUAAUCCAAGAUGUGCCCUUCCAAAUCGGAAAUAACACCCUUCAAGGGCUGGACAAGUUGAAGCGACUGGAGCUGAGCAACAAUGGAAUUAGCGCAAUCAACCAAGACGGUCUCAAACACCUAACCAACCUAGAACGCCUGUCCUUAACGGACAACCACGUGAAAACGAUUGCGGAUCUUCAACUGUGCGACCUCAGGAAGUUGAAAUACCUCAACCUGAGGCGAAACUUGCUGAAAAGCCUGACAACCUUUUACUUCUUCUGCUCCAAACAUGCCAAACCACUAGAAACCAAUGCAAACAGCGUGAAUAUUCAACCAAAUAAACCCCCCUUAUCGUACAUCAGUAUUAGAUCUACGUCUUAUGACUUAGUAGAGUUAGAUUUAAGCUUCAACCAAAUAGUAGACUUAGCGAAUUCCCUAGAAAAUCUUCAGAAACUCAGAGUAUUAAACGUGGGCUUCAACAACAUGGUUAGCGUAAGCAGUCUGAGCUUGAAGCAGCUUUACAUGCUUCAGAAAUUGAACUUCACGCAUAACCAGCUGAGGGCUUUUGAUGCCAAAACACUUUCCGGCCAGAAGCAAUUGAGUGAAGUGGAUUUAUCCCAUAACAAUUUGGAGGCAUUUGAGAUUUCCGGCCUCUCUCAACUGCAGUACUUGGAUUUGAAGCACAACAAGAUAACAGCGGUUUCAAUUGGAAAUUUAUCCGGAUUAACCACUCUAAACUUGGCCGGCAACCAACUGGAAACCCUCACCAACGAAUCGCUCCAUGAUGUUCCUAAACUCGCUUUCCUGGACUUGGCUGGCAAUCACUUGAACUUGCGCCAAAACAGAGCGAUAUUUACAAAUCUCUCCACACUGAGUUAUCUGUAUUUGAACAACAAUUCUAUCACUGAACUAUCAGUAGCAACUCUCCAAGGGCUGAAAAGGCUUAGAGCUCUGGAUCUAUCAGCGAACCGGCUCAGCCACCUACAACUCGACACUUUCGCCGAUCUGGUGGACUUGGAAACUUUGAAUUUAUCGAAAAACUCCAUCGAGUCUCUUUCAUACCCAGUGAUGAAGCCCUUGGAGAACCUGCGGACUCUGGAUGUGGGCUCCAACAAACUACUGCACAUCGAAUACGAUGUGAUUCUAUCAAACUUACCAAGACUCAGCAACAUAAACAUCAAGUCCAACCAGCUGACCUGCGAAGACUUGGGGAAGAUUAUCAAUUUUUUGAAGCAAAAGCACAUCGUCUACACGAGCAGCGAACAUUUGGAGAAUCUCAACCAAAACGUGGCUGGCAUCCCGUGCAAGCCCGAAGCGAAAAACCUGCCGAUUGCAGCGGAAGCGAAGCCCAGAGGAAACAGCGUUUUGUAUAGUUUUGGAGUUUUCCUAGUGGUUAGUUUUAGUGCUGUGCUAACAGGCAUAGCGACCUACAGGUUUUAUAUUUACUUGAAAAGAAGACGGUAUAGGGCCGAUGAGUUUGAAUUAGUGCUCGAAUAAAGCAAUUUCUUGUUAAUAAAUAUGUACCUACGUUUAAAAAAC